Molecule: messenger RNA, 456 nt
Organism: Penicillium maclennaniae
Lineage: Eukaryota; Fungi; Ascomycota; Eurotiomycetes; Eurotiales; Aspergillaceae
Exons: 1
Coding region: 1-456 (151 amino acids)
Biological process (GO): secondary metabolite biosynthetic process
Molecular function (GO): flavin adenine dinucleotide binding; oxidoreductase activity, acting on CH-OH group of donors
Source: RefSeq, a predicted model, not a curated record
AUGCUAGGAGUUUUGAUUGCACCGCAAUCUCGCGGCAACAUCACACUGAAAUCUGCCGAUACGAAUGACCUGCCAAUUAUCAACCCCAACUGGCUUGACAACACCGCAGAUCAAGAAGUUGCCAUUGCCAUGUUCAAACGCAUGCGUGAGGCAUUUCAAAGCGAUGCUAUGGCACCAGUGGUCAUUGGCAAGGAGUACUAUCCUGGCGAAGCCGUCCAGAGCAACGCAAACAUUCUGGAGUUCAUCAAGAACAACGUGAUGACUUUGUGGCACGCUGCUUGUACUUGCAAGAUGGGUAGUUCAGACGAUGACAUGGCGGUUGUUGACUCUCAGGCCCGCAUCUAUGGUGUUCAGGGUCUUCGCGUGGUCGAUGCCAGCGCAUUCCCAUUCCUGCCUCCGGGUCAUCCCCAAUCGACGGUUUGUAAGUCUGCUUCUCUGCAUCUUGCUUUGGAUUAG